UGAAACUCAAUAAUUUUCGUAUGGCAUAAAAUUGAAAAAAGGGCGAUAAAAAGAGGCAAACAGCCCCAUCACACCUAGCCAGGUUAGGCAGGUGCCAGACGCUACUCCAUCUCUGAUUCCGUCUCUUUUUUUUAUUAUUAUUAUUUUCUUCUAUUUAAACCCCAACUAAACAAGUUAGCGAUCUCUCUCUCUUCUGGUUUCCAAUUUUAUUGCUAUUUUUCUUGGAGAAGCUGAAAAUGGCGGAAUCGGUGGAGUUGCCAGGUCGUUUAGCAAUUCUUCCAUUCAGAAACAAAGUUUUAUUGCCUGGCGCCUUUAUUCGAAUUCGCUGCACUUCACACAGCAGUGUUAAAUUGGUGGAGCAAGAGUUAUGGCAGCGAGAAGAGAAAGGAUUAAUCGGAAUUCUUCCGGUUCGAGAUGCUGCUGAGAUGACCUCGAUGGAUUCCGUGUUAUCUCAAGGUGUAGGAAGUGAAUCCGGAGAGCGAAGCUCAAAAGCUCAGGUUACCACAUCAGAUGUUCACAAGGUUGAUGGGAAAAACCACCCUCAAGUUAUUCAUUGGCAUAACAGGGGAGUGGCAGCACGUGCUUUGCAUCUGUCAAGAGGAGUUGAGAAACCAAGUGGGAGGGUCACAUACAUUGUCGUACUUGAAGGUUUAUGCAGAUUCAAUGUAGAGGAACUUAGCACACGAGGACCUUACUGCACUGCAAAGAUUUCUCCACUUGAGAUGACUAAGGCUGAGAUGGAGCAAGUGGAGCAAGAUCCAGAUUUUGUAACUUUGUCUCGCCAGUUCAAAGCAACUGCCAUGGAGCUUAUUUCUGUUCUUGAGCAGAAACAAAAAACUGGUGGAAGGGUAAAAGUUCUUUUGGAGACACUGCCUCUUCACAAAUUGGCCGAUAUAUUUGUUGCUAGCUUUGAGAUGAGUUUUGAAGAGCAGCUCUCUAUGUUGGAUUCUGUUGAUCCUAAAUUAAGGCUUUCAAAAGCUACCGAGUUAGUUGACAGGCAUUUGCAGUCAAUACGUGUAGCAGAGAAGAUUACACAAAAGGUUGAAGGGCAAUUGUCAAAAUCACAGAAGGAAUUUCUUUUGCGACAGCAGAUGAGGGCCAUAAAAGAGGAGCUUGGAGACAAUGAUGAUGAUGAGGAUGAUUUGGCUGCCCUGGAAAGAAAGAUGCAGAGUGCAGGGAUGCCCUCAAAUAUCUGGAAGCAUGCACAGAGGGAGUUGAGGAGGCUUAAGAAAAUGCAACCACAGCAACCUGGAUAUAAUAGUUCACGCGUUUACCUGGAGCUACUUGCUGAUCUGCCUUGGCAAAAGGCUAGCGAAGAACAGGAAUUGGAUCUUAAAGCUGCUAAAGACCGCCUCGACUGUGAUCAUUAUGGUUUAGUGAAGGUCAAGCAACGGAUUAUCGAAUAUCUGGCUGUUCGCAAGCUUAAGCCAGAUGCAAGAGGUCCUGUUCUGUGCUUUGUUGGCCCACCAGGUGUGGGGAAAACAUCAUUAGCAUCAUCAAUUGCUGCUGCUUUGGGAAGAAAAUUUGUUCGUAUUUCCCUAGGUGGUGUCAAGGAUGAGGCUGAUAUCCGAGGGCAUAGGAGAACAUACAUUGGAAGCAUGCCAGGGCGUCUUAUUGAUGGGUUAAAGAGAGUAGGUGUUUGCAACCCAGUCAUGUUAUUGGAUGAGAUUGACAAGACAGGUUCUGAUAUGCGUGGUGAUCCAGCUUCAGCUCUACUGGAGGUUCUUGAUCCUGAGCAGAAUAAAUCUUUCAAUGACCACUAUUUGAAUGUGCCAUUUGACCUGUCAAAGGUGAUUUUUGUGGCCACCGCAAAUAGGGUGCAGCCUAUUCCUCCUCCACUAUUGGACAGGAUGGAAGUCAUUGAGCUGCCUGGGUAUACAGCUGAAGAAAAGCUCAGAAUAGCCAUGCAAUAUUUGAUUCCACGAGUGUUGGAUCAGCAUGGAUUGAGUUAUGCGUUCCUUCAAAUUCCAGAGGACAUGGUUAAACUUGUCAUUCAAAGGUACACCAGGGAAGCUGGUGUUCGUAAUCUGGAGAGGAACCUGGCUGCUUUGGCUCGUGCUGCUGCUGUAAGAGUUGCUGACCAGGAACAGGCUGUCUCAGUUAGCAAAGAUAUUCAUAAGCUAGCUUCUCCGCUGCUGGAUAACAGGCUCGCUGAGGGAGCUGAGAUGGAAAUGGAAGUUAUUCCGAUGGGUGUAAAUAAUCAUGAGAUAUCAAAUGCAUUCAGAAUUGCCUCACCUUUGGUUGUUGAUGAAGCUAUGCUGGAAAAAAUAUUGGGGCCUCCUAGGUAUGAUGACCGAGAAGCUGCAGAUCGCGUAGCCACUCCUGGAGUGUCUGUUGGACUUGUUUGGACCACUUUUGGAGGAGAGGUUCAAUUUGUGGAGGCUACAGCAAUGGUUGGAAAUGGUGAAAUGCAUCUUACUGGGCAACUUGGUGAUGUUAUUAAAGAAUCAGCCCAAAUAGCACUGACAUGGGUAAGAUCCAGGGCAGCGGAACUUAAGUUGGCAGCUGCUGAGGAAACCAAUCUGCUGCAGGGUAGAGAUAUUCAUAUACAUUUUCCUGCUGGGGCUGUACCAAAGGAUGGGCCUUCAGCUGGUGUGACCCUUGUAACAGCAUUGGUUUCACUGUUUAGCCGGAAAAGUGUAAGAGCAGACACAGCAAUGACUGGAGAAAUGACACUGAGGGGUCUUGUGUUACCGGUUGGUGGUAUCAAGGAUAAGAUACUAGCAGCACACCGAUAUGGUAUCAAGAGAGUUAUUCUGCCCGAGAGAAAUCUGAAGGACUUAGUUGAAGUACCUGCAGCUGUGCUCUCAAGUCUAGAGAUUCUGCUUGCAAAGCGAGUCGAAGACGUGUUGGAGCAUGCAUUUGAUGGGGGAUCCCCUUGGAGACAACACUCAAAAUUAUGACAAAGUCUUCAAAGCCACAUCUAACAUGCCUCUGGUGACCAAAUUGUUCGGCUUGUCUCUUCUCUAUAACAUACAGUUCCAAUAUUUGUUCAGUUGCUGCCUUUGGCAAUUAAGGAUCCAAGCCAUGUAAAUGAGAUCAGCAGUCAUGGUCCAGCAAAGAGAGUUUAACCAUUUGCAAAUGGGCUUAUGUAGUUGAAUUUUGAAGUUUCCAGUGGCAAUUGCUGGUAUGUAUUUUUCUUGCUCUCAACAAGCUGUAUUUUCCAAGGCAAUGCGUCCGAUGCCUUCUAAUUUAUUAUUAUUAUCCCAUUUCCUCCACAUUUUUUUGUUUCUAUAUAAUUUUUAAGCACCCAAUGUAUGAUAAUAUUUUUCAAUUAA
This is a messenger RNA of Durio zibethinus, 3278 nucleotides long. Its product is annotated as lon protease homolog 2, peroxisomal. The record is from RefSeq and is a predicted model, not a curated record. Lineage: Eukaryota; Viridiplantae; Streptophyta; Magnoliopsida; Malvales; Malvaceae. Gene Ontology annotation, biological process: protein quality control for misfolded or incompletely synthesized proteins; protein catabolic process. Gene Ontology annotation, molecular function: ATP hydrolysis activity; serine-type endopeptidase activity; ATP-dependent peptidase activity.